AUGAAAGAAGGCAAAUGCAGUCGUUUAUAUCCUAAACAAUUUCAGCCUCAGACUCUUUUGGAUUCAAACGGUUAUCCAGUCUACCGUAGAAGAAACAAUGGUCAUUCAAUUUCAAAGAAUGGUGUUAUCAUUGGUAACAGAUAUGUAGUACCUUACAAUCCAAAAUUAUUGAAAAAAUAUCGGGCUCAUAUAAAUAUUGAAUGGUGUAAUCAAAGUACUUCAAUCAAAUAUUUAUUUAAAUACAUAAACAAAGGCUAUGACAGGGUCACUACUGUUAUGCUUUCUGAUAGCGAUAAUGCAGCUCAAAAUGUAAAUAUUCAAAAUGAUGAACUUAAAGAAUAUCUAGAUUGUAGAUACAUUUCUCCCUGUGAAGCUGCUUGGAGAAUAUUUGCUUUUCCAAUCCACGGCAGAAAGCCUGCUAUUGAGAGAUUGUAUUUUCAUCUUCCAGAUCAGCACAAUAUUCUUUAUGAAGAUCAUGAUGAUAUAGAUGAUGUACUAUCGAAACCAACUAUUUCAGAUUCAAAAUGCCUAGCUUGGAUGAACACUAGUAAAGAUUUUGAUGAGGCCAGGAAUCUAACUUAUUCACAAUUUGUGUCAAAGUUUGUAUAUAAUAAAAGAAACAGAUCAUGGCAACCCAGAAAAAAAGGAUAUACCAUUGGAAGACUCAUAUGGGUACCACCAACCACAGGAGAAUUGUUUUAUUUAAGAAUGAUGCUUGGCAGCUGCAAAGGACCUACUUCAUUUGAGGAUAUCAGGACUGUUGCCAAUAUCCAAUAUCCAACAUAUAGAGAAGCAUGUUUUGCAAUGGGCUUUCUACAAGAUGACAGAGAAUAUGUUGAGGCAAUCAAAGAGGCCAAGGACUGA
This is a messenger RNA of Glycine soja, 864 nucleotides long. RefSeq lists its product as uncharacterized. The record is from RefSeq and is a predicted model, not a curated record. The coding region runs from base 1 to 864 and encodes 287 amino acids. NCBI's taxonomy places the organism in Eukaryota, Viridiplantae, Streptophyta, Magnoliopsida, Fabales, Fabaceae. The transcript is spliced from 2 exons.